AUGGCAAUGUCCUGUCGGCAUGCGGCGCAGAGCUGUGCCCGCCAAUUUCGCCCUUUUGGCUCUGCCAAGUUCCCUGUACACAUGCUUCGGAUCGCCCCGACGACAAGGCGGCUCAACUCGACCGAGGCCGCUCCUACAAACCCCAAGAUUGCCGAGAUUGUCGAUCAGAUCAGCCAGCUGACUCUGCUGGAAACUGCCGACUUGGUAUCUAGUCUAAAGACCAGACUGAACAUCCCCGAUAUGCCCAUGGGUGGCUUCGCCGCUGCCGCCCCCCCUGCGGCCCCUGCCGCCGAGGAACCGGAAGAAGCAGCUCCUGCUGCUGCCGAGAAGUCUCUUUUUACCUUGAAGCUGCAAGCUUUUGAUGCCGGUGCAAAGGCCAAGAUCAUCAAGGAGGUCAAGAGUCUGCUCGGACUUAGCUUAGUAGACAGCAAGAAGUUUGUGGAGAGUGCACCCAAGAUGAUGAAGGAGAACAUUCCCAAAGAGGAGGCUGAGAAAAUCAUUGCCAGCAUGAAGGAGCUUGGUGCUACUGUUAUCAUGGAGUAG
Molecule: messenger RNA, 543 nt
Organism: Metarhizium album ARSEF 1941
Lineage: Eukaryota; Fungi; Ascomycota; Sordariomycetes; Hypocreales; Clavicipitaceae
Product: 54S ribosomal protein L12
Exons: 2
Coding region: 1-543 (180 amino acids)
Biological process (GO): translation
Cellular component (GO): ribosome
Molecular function (GO): structural constituent of ribosome
Source: RefSeq, a predicted model, not a curated record